This is a messenger RNA of Carya illinoinensis, 1483 nucleotides long. Its product is annotated as probable RNA 3'-terminal phosphate cyclase-like protein. Gene Ontology annotation, biological process: endonucleolytic cleavage of tricistronic rRNA transcript (SSU-rRNA, 5.8S rRNA, LSU-rRNA); ribosome biogenesis. The transcript is spliced from 6 exons. The record is from RefSeq and is a predicted model, not a curated record. Gene Ontology annotation, cellular component: nucleolus. Lineage: Eukaryota; Viridiplantae; Streptophyta; Magnoliopsida; Fagales; Juglandaceae. The coding region runs from base 86 to 1219 and encodes 377 amino acids. Gene Ontology annotation, molecular function: RNA endonuclease activity.
UUUUGGUGUAACUAAUCGAAUCCUAGGGUAGGUGAUCUCUCUUUGAGCUCACACAGAGAGAGAGAGAGAGAGAGAGAGUGAGAGAAUGGGGAAGACAACUUACAAGAGGCUGAAGGGGAGUCAGAACCUUAGGCACAGGCUUUUGCUGGCCACGCUCUCGUCUAGUCCUAUUCUAAUUGAGGAUAUCCGUGCUGACGAUACACUGCCUGGCCUUCGUCAACAUGAGGUCUCCCUCCUUCGGUUGUUUGAUAAGGUCUCUGAUGAUUGCGUCGUCGAAAUUAAUGAAACCGGGACCAAAUUGAAGUACAGGCCCGGCAUUGUGAUGGGUGGGAGACAUCUUGUCCAUGACUGUGGUGUCAGUCGGUCCAUUGGCUAUUUCUUGGAGCCAUUGAUUUUGCUUGGUUUGUUUGCAAAUAAACCCCUCACUAUAAGGCUCAAAGGUAUUACGAAUGAUUCUAAUGACCCAUUAGUGGAUACUUUCCGAUCUACUACCCUGCCCUUGUUAAAGCGCUUUGGAGUUCCUUCAGAAGGAUUAGAUCUAAAAAUAGAGUCUCGUGGAUCCCCUCCUCAUGGAGGUGGAGAAGUUGUUUUGACAAUUCCAGUUGUUCAAAGUCUUAAUGCAGUCACCUGGACUGAUGUUGGAAUGGUCAAAAGGAUUAGAGGAGUUACUUUCUCGACCAGGGUGUCUUCCCAGUUUGAAAAUACCAUGAUACAUGCUGCUCGUGGCAUUUUUAAUCGCUUUAUUCCUGAUGUUCACAUCUUUACUGAUCAUAAGGCAGGCACACAAGCUGGAAGCUCCCCUGGUUAUGGAAUUUCACUUGUUGCGGAAACUAAUGCUGGUUGCUUCAUCUCCGCUGAUAUGGCUAUUGCUUAUGCACGGGAAGAAGAAACAGGUGAUAUUGAAGAUGAGAAGAAAGAGUUGAUGCCUCCUGAAGAUGUUGGCGGGCAAAUUGCUUCUAUUCUACUUGGGGAAAUCGAGCAAGGCGGCGUUGUAGAUUCGACACAUCAGGGAUUGUUAUUUCUUCUUUGUGCAUUAUGUCCACAAGAUGUUUCAAAGAUUCGCUCUGCAAAGCUUUCACCAUAUGGAAUAGAAAUGCUUAGACACAUAAGAGAUUUCCUUGGUGUUAAAUUUGUUAUAAAGCCAGAUCCAUCCACAGGGACUGUUAUACUUAAAUGUAUUGGUUGUGGAUUGAAGAACCUAAAUCGAAAGGUCUCAUGAUGACUGCUUGUUCGAGUUAAAGGGCUCUCUCCAUGGAUCGACAUGGAAACAGUUUUGUACUCAUGCUUAGUGUCUUUUUGAGUAGAUAAAUUUGAUGUUAUCCUCUUAACAAAAUUGUGGGUACAGGUUAGCAUAAAUAGAUAAGUUUUGUUCAAUAUUCACUUGGAAUGACUAGCCGAGACAUGUUAUGGUGUAAUUUAUUGGAACCUAUAGGAACAAUCAUAACAAUUUUUAUGUCUACAGAUGCACGUUGUUUUUUGGUUU